Asparagus officinalis (garden asparagus) is the source of this 2381-nucleotide messenger RNA. RefSeq names its product probable galacturonosyltransferase 7. The record is from RefSeq and is a predicted model, not a curated record. Gene Ontology annotation, molecular function: polygalacturonate 4-alpha-galacturonosyltransferase activity. NCBI's taxonomy places the organism in Eukaryota, Viridiplantae, Streptophyta, Magnoliopsida, Asparagales, Asparagaceae. Bases 113 to 1858 code for a protein of 581 amino acids. The transcript has 10 exons.
UCUCAUCGGCACGGGAUCGGUGCUCCUUGGACUCCACAAUCGGUUCCCUAAUGGAUAUAACGCAGAGGAGAGUUCGCCGUCUCUGGCGAAUAGCUUUGCAAAUGAUAACAAGAUGGAGGAAGGUGAUGAGAAUCAGAAGGAGGAGGAUAAGAGAAUUAAUGAACUUGUAGACAAAUUUAAGCCGACUUUGCCACAGGAAGUUAUCAGUACGGGCAAAGGUGAGGUUGCUUUCCACAAGGAUAAUAAGAAUCCUACAGAUAGUAAAGGAGAAUUUAUUUCACAACCUAAACAUACCUCCCACACCAAACAAGGGGAAGUUAACUCUAAAGGUCCACCUAGAUCACACAGUGUUUCUUCAGAGGCUACUUCAGUUCCAAAUCCUAAAGAUGGUAGAAAAGCUGGAAAGAACACCCCCAAAGGUUCAAAUGGUGAUGCAACUCAAAAAUCUUGUCUUCUCGAAUUUGGGAGCUACUGCCUUUGGUCCAAAGAACAUAAAGAAGUGAUGAAAGAUUCAGUUGUAAAGAGACUGAAAGAUCAAGUUUUUGUGGCAAGAGCUUACUAUCCAACUAUUGCGAAGCUUAAAGGACAGGAGAAGCUGUCACGAGAAAUGAAGCAGAACAUUCAGGACCACGAGCGCAUGCUUAGUGAAGCCAUUUCAGAUCCUGACCUUCCAUCAUUUGUUCAAAAGAAGAUAGAGAGGAUGGACCGGACUAUAGCAAAAGCCAAGACAUGUCCUGUAGAUUGUAACAAUGUUGACAAGAAACUUAGGCAGAUACUUGAUCUUACUGAGGAUGAAGCUCAUUUCCAUAUGAAGCAAAGUGCAUUCUUGCAUCAUCUCGGUGUCCAGACAAUGCCCAAAAGUCACCACUGCUUGUCGAUGAGAUUAACAGUAGAAUAUUUCAGAGCACCACCAGCAGAUAUAGAGCAGGCACAUGCUCACAAGCUUGAUAACCCAAGUUACCGGCAGUACAUAAUUUUUUCUCGCAAUGUACUUGCAGCAUCUGUUACUAUCAAUUCCACUGUUAUGUGCUCUAAGAAAACAGGAAAUAUGGUUUUCAAUGUGCUGACUGAUGAAGAGAAUUUUUAUACUAUGAAGCUCUGGUUUAGUAGGCAAUCUUACAAAGCGGCAGUUGUUCAUGUCAUGAAUAUGAAAGACUUUAAGCUUAACUCCUAUAGUUCGGGUCUACCACAACUUUCAUCUUCUGAGGAAUUCCGUAUUUCAAUACUUACCAAUGAUGAAUCAUCUCCUGCCCAGAUGAGAACAGAAUUUACGUCGGUGUUUGGCCAUUCACAUUUUCUUAUUCCUGAGAUAUUCAAGAAUCUGAAGAAGGUGGUAGUAUUGGAUGAUGAUGUGGUAGUCCAGAGGGAUUUGUCCUCAUUAUGGGAUAUUGACUUGCAUGGGAAAGUCAAUGGUGCUGUGAAGUUUUGCAAGGUGAAGCUAGGACAGCUGAAAUCUUAUAUGGGAAACCAUCAAUAUAGGGAUUCCUGUUCCUGGAUGUCUGGGUUAAAUGUAAUUGAUUUGGAGAAGUGGCGCGAGCUUAAAAUUACUGGAAAACACCAGCAAGCCCUUCCCAAGUUCCAUAAUGGAAGUGAGGCCUCCUGGAGAGCCGCAGCAUUACCAACUAGCUUACUUGCUUUCCAGAAUCAGAUAUUCCCUCUAGAUGAUUCUUGGGUUCUCUCGGGACUAGGCUACGAUUAUAGAAUCGAUGCAGAUGCCAUAAAGAAUGCUGGCAUCCUGCACUACAAUGGCAACAUGAAACCUUGGCUUGACCUCGGGAUACCAAAAUAUAGGAAAUACUGGAAGAAAUUCCUCACACACGGAGACCAGUUUAUGGAUCAAUGCAACAUAAACCACUAGUUUAACUAGCUGUAGCCAUUCUUGUGUUCUCGAAGUUUGAUAUGAAGAGAGGGAUGAAAGCCUCUUGGCUCGAUAGUACGACACACUUACUGUUUGGAUCAAAGAGAAAAGGGCAGCAGUGAACAUCAAAUAUUCUUUGGUGGUUCAAUAUCUCUUACAUAACAAGAAGAGUGCAUAUAUGGAGUACUUACUCGAAGCAUUGCAUCAGUUCUGUACAUUGGUGUUGCGGGUUAAUUUGGACAUUAUUUGAUUGCACCAUUCAUUUGUGAUAUAUGAUUUGGAUGAUUAAUUUGGCUGGCAUCUCGAAUUGGAUUGGUGCCAUCCAGUGUCUUGGAAGGAUGUAGAUUUAAUUCCCCCCCUCUAUUUUUUAGCCCUUAUUGUUUUGAUUUCUAGCACAAUAAGGGUAUACACUCAAUAUUCUUAAUUGUCAAAUUCUUUGUUCUCUCUGCAGCAAUGUGAAAUGUAAUUUCAGAUUAUGCAAAAUUGGUUUCUUUAUUGGAUUGUACUCUGUUUGUUAGAGCUA